AUGGCAACCUUUCUGGCGAGAGGGAUGAUCGUUAACCGAUCUAGAACGCUCCUCCUUGGGAUUACAAAUUCUAGACUUUCUAGUUCAGGUAUGCUCGUUGCUAGGGCUUUUUCCUCCUCCAUCAUUCCAAUCACAGCAACUCUCUUACAUGGUGAUGGUAUCGGUCCCGAAAUCGCUGAAUCUGUCAAACAGGUGUUCAAUGUCGCUGAGGCUCCCAUUGAAUGGGAAGAACAUUAUCUUUGUACAUUAAAAGAUCCUAGGACUCAGAGUUUCCUUACAUGGGAGUGUCUCGAGUCUGUGCGCAGGAACAAGGUUGGUUUGAAAGGGCCAAUGGAAAUGUCAUUGCCAUUGUCAAGUCCAAGAGGUCAUAGUAUUAUUAUAAAAGAGAUAAAAUUUUAUGCUAAAGUAAGGCAUUUCUUUAGUUUUCCUGGCUACACAACCCGUUACGAUAACGUUGAUCUCAUAACCAUCCGUGAAAACACACAAGGAGAGUACAAUGGGAUUGAACAUGAGGUUGUUAAAGGUGUGGUGCAAAGUCUUAAUAUUAUUACACGUGAGGCGAGUUUGAGGAUUGCAGAGUAUGCAUUUCACUAUGCUAAGACUCAGGGGAGAAAGAAAGUUUCUGCAAUUCACAAAGCUAACGUCAUGCAAAAAACUAAUGGUCUUUUUCUCAAGUGUUGUCAAGAGGUUGCUAAUAAGUAUCCUGAUGUAAUAUAUGAGGAGGUUGUGGUUGAAAAUUGUUGCAUGAUGCUUGUGAAUAACCCAUCACGAUUUGAUGUAUUGGUUAUGCCGAGUUUCUACUACGGAGACAUUAUUAGUAAUUUAUGUGCCGGAUUGGUUGGUGGACUUAAUUUGAUCCCAUGCUGUAGUAUUGGAGAGGACGGUGUUGCUCUAGCUGAAGUUGUUCAUGAUUCGAUGCCUGAUCUUACAGGAAAGAACUUGGCGAAUCCCACUGCUAUGAUUUUGAGUGGGGUUAUGAUGCUGCGUCACCUCGAACUCAAUGAGAAAGCAGAGCAAAUUCACAAAGCCGUUGUCGACACAAUAGCAGAGGGCAAGCAUCGAACUGUUGACCUAGGAGGUACCUCAACCACAACGGAGUUCACAAAUGCCAUAUGUGAUCACCUAUUAUACCAAUGA
This is a messenger RNA of Eruca vesicaria subsp. sativa (arugula), 1137 nucleotides long. The record is from the annotation of a GenBank genome assembly. Lineage: Eukaryota; Viridiplantae; Streptophyta; Magnoliopsida; Brassicales; Brassicaceae.